This is a messenger RNA of Phytophthora sojae, 1317 nucleotides long. RefSeq lists its product as hypothetical. Bases 1 to 1317 code for a protein of 438 amino acids. Gene Ontology annotation, biological process: microtubule cytoskeleton organization; mitotic cell cycle. The record is from RefSeq and is a predicted model, not a curated record. Lineage: Eukaryota; Oomycota; Peronosporomycetes; Peronosporales; Peronosporaceae. Gene Ontology annotation, cellular component: cytoplasm; microtubule. The transcript is spliced from 2 exons. Gene Ontology annotation, molecular function: GTP binding; structural constituent of cytoskeleton.
AUGCGUGAAAUCAUCUCCGUCCACCUUGGCCAGGGUGGCGUCCAGCUUGGCAACGCGUGCUGGGAGCUCUACUGCAUCGAGCAUGGCAUCCAGCCAGACGGCCAGAUCCCCAAUACCUCCACGGGCUCGGGCAAGCACGUGCCGCGCGCUGUGCUCGUCGACCUGGAGCCAACAGUGUGUGACGAGGUGCGGACGGGGGCGUACCGCCAGCUUUACCACCCGGAGCAGCUCAUCUCGGACAAGGAGAGCGCCGCCAACAACUUCGCUCGGGGUCACUACACGAUCGGCAAGGAGAUCGUAGACCACGUGCUGGACCGCAUUCGGAAGCUGGCGGACGCUUGCACAGGCCUGCAGGGGUUCAUGAUCUUCAACGCGGUGGGUGGUGGCACUGGGUCGGGGCUGGGCGCGCUGCUGCUUGAGCGCUUGUCGAUGGACUACGGCCGGAAGAGCAAGCUGGGGUUCACCAUCUACCCUUCGCCGCUGCUGUCCUCGGCGGUCGUGGAGCCUUACAACUCGGUGCUGGCCACGCACUCGUUACUGGAGCACACGGACGUCUCCUUCCUACUCGACAACGAGGCCAUCUACGACAUCUGUCUCCGUUUACUCGGCGUCGAGCGCCCCACGUACACCAACUUGAACCGUUUAAUCGCCCAGGUGAUCUCGUCGUUGACCACUUCGCCACGCUUUGAUGGCUCGCUCAACGUGGAUAUCACCGAGUUCCAGACGAACCUUGUGCCGUACCCGCGGAUCCACUUCAUGCUGAGCUCGUACGCCCCAGUCAUUUCGGCCGAAAAAGCGUUCCACGAGUCUCUGUCCGUAGCUGAGAUCACCAACAGCGCGUUCGAGCCGACGUCGAUGAUGGCCAAGUGCGACCCGCGCCACGGCAAGUAUAUGGCCACGUGCCUCAUGUACCGAGGCGACGUUGUCCCCAAGGACGUGAACGCAGCCGUCGCGUCUAUCAAGACCAAGCGCACGGUCCAGUUCGUCGACUGGUGCCCCACAGGAUUCAAGUGCGGCAUCAACUUCCAGCCUCCGUCGGUGGUGCCUGGCGGUGACCUGGCGUGCGUCCAGCGAGCUGUAGCCAUGAUCUCCAACACGAGCGCCAUCGCCGAGGUCUUCUCGCGCAUCGACCACAAGUUCGACCUCAUGUACGCCAAGCGCGCGUUCGUGCACUGGUUCGUGGGCGAAGGCAUGGAGGAGGGCGAGUUCACGGAAGCCCGCGAGGAUCUGGCCGCUUUAGAGAAAGACUACGAGGAGGUGUCGGCGGAGACGGCGGAGGGCGACGCGGACGAUGAAAUGUACGGGGAGGAAUACUAG